CUGGAAACUGCAAUUUUUGAUCCUUUCCAGCACCCGAUGGGAGCCCUUGACACUUUGGAUGGUCUGGACACUUUGGAUGGCCUGGAUGGAUUGGACGGUUGCGAGACCGUAGAGAAGGUCGGAUUUCCUGACGCACCGGUGGCGGUAGCACCAGCACCGGCGGUGCCACCGACGGUGACACCAUCGGUUCCCAAUUCAUUCUCGGGUGACUCCGGAGACUUUGACGAUCUUCCUUGCUUUGAGGACUUGACUCCCUUCGAAGUCGAGCACUUCGUCCAGGAUUUAGAGGAGUUCAGACUGGAACAGGUGGGUGAUCCGCGAUGGCUGACGCAGCAUGAACGGGUGGAAAAAUUGAAUUGGACGGCGCACAACCAGGCGAAAGAGGGCUUGGAUGAGUAUGUCGUCGAUCAGUUCAACACCCAAGAAAAGUUGCCCACACUCAUCUUUGAUCUCAUACUCAUCGAGGCCUGGAAAGAGCGUAUCUGGCCGCUGCUCAAGGCCAAGAUCGCAAAAUUCAGCUCCCUUCGAACCUACAUUCCGGUCUACCACGAGGCCUCUGUUGCGAACCUGCUGGAGGUGUGCCUCUAUCACCGGACAAGUUGCGAAGAGGCAGGUGAUGCUCUCAUCGAUCUUGUUGACUUUUGUGUGCGAAAGCUCAGAUAUCUGGUGGCUACUCCUAAUGAUGAGCUGGUGAGACAAGUGGCCUCCGCGAAGGAGUGCACAGAGUGGGACAAUGUCAGGAUGCUGGAUGAACAAUUCGUUGAAAGUGAAUUCCAGAUUUGCAUGUGCGUCAUCUCCAUCAUUCGGUUCCUCACGGACCACCGGGUAGCGGUGCCAUUGGCAGUGACCACAAGGAUGCUAGAGACCCAUGAUAUUCUCCUUCUGCUCGUUCCUCUCAUGGAGAAGGCUCCCUGGGUGAGACGAAAUCGCAUCAAUGGACGCAUUGAGAAGUUCGAAGAGCACAAGUGGCAAGUUGUCGAGGCAGAUGAUGAAGGGCGUUUGCCCAAGCUUCAUUCUCAGGUAUGGCUAUCCAUCUAUAACCUCGUCAUGGACCCUGAGUGCCGAGCAAGAUACGACCUGUCGUCCUUCCGAAGAGAGAACCUGCUGAGACUGCGGAGAUAUAUCAAUGAGGUGGUGGUAGAUCAGUUGCCGCCUUUGACGAAUUUGCACAGGGCCCUGGAGGAACUCUCCAUCUCUGGGCAAUUCACUGGCACUGCUGAUAUUGCACCAUCACCUUUUGUGGUGGAGUUGGUCGCCGAGGCUCGGGAGACCAUCCUCCGAACCUAUGAGGGUCAGUGGCAAGAAGUUGCUGACAAGCAGCUUGAGACGGUCUUCACCAAAGAGACCCCAGACGAGCUAAAAAGGCUAAGCAGCAUGAUCUCCAUUCCAAAGGAGUUCUUUGAAGAAGGUCCAGAUCCCGCCGAGAACGGAGCAGGUGAAGCUGAUGCCAAUACCACGUCGGCAGAAGCAGCUGCUUGGGAGGCUGUAGCUGCACUGAAUUUGGUGCGCUCAACUGCCUCCUUCUUUUCAGCUGCGCGCGCACAAGAUGCACCAAUCGAUGAGGUCAUCGUUCUAUCAGCGCCUUCACAGCCAGCGCCUUCCUUCGGGGGGCGUUUGAAGUUGGAGUUGCACCGCUCACGGCAAGGCCAACUGGGUCGCAGUGGAAGGAGCGGGGUUGCGGCGACCGCUGCUUUGCUGGCCAAGCGUGCGGAGUCAACAGGGGAGGACUUCCUUUUGGCGAUCGAUGCUGAGGGUGUUCCUGCAGAUAAGGUGCAGACCAUCCCUUAUAUCUCCCAGAAGGGUGCUGCCAGGACGGCAGAGCAGCUGAGAAACUUGCUGCUGAAACCAGGCCGCGAGAGCCUCCUGGAAAUGUACUCUGAUGACAUUGCAGAGUUUUCUGUGCCUGUGGGUGGUAGCGAAGAGGAGGUGCUCGAGCCUCGUUACCUGCGAUGGCUCCUUCCAAAAUCCUGAGCCAUGGCCAUGGGAUCGAAAUCACCCGUUGGCUGUGGAUCAAUCGUGGAUCCUGUUGCUUUCUGCUUGCUUAUUGUGUGAAAAGUUAUGGUGAUUGAUGAUUGAUGAUUAAUUAUUGGUGAUUGAUGGUGAUUGAUGGUUGUUGUGUGGAAAAAUGUGUGGCUUGUUGGACUGCCCGCAAACCUGUCGUGGCAGGAUUUGACAUAUAGUUUGCAUGCGCAGUGAUGUUCACAUUAU
This is a messenger RNA of Cladocopium goreaui, 2208 nucleotides long. The record is from the annotation of a GenBank genome assembly. NCBI's taxonomy places the organism in Eukaryota, Dinophyceae, Suessiales, Symbiodiniaceae.